Messenger RNA from Motacilla alba alba, 3055 nucleotides. It is a transcript of the gene LRIT2, whose product is annotated as leucine rich repeat, Ig-like and transmembrane domains 2. The record is from RefSeq and is a predicted model, not a curated record. Gene Ontology annotation, molecular function: protein binding. Lineage: Eukaryota; Metazoa; Chordata; Aves; Passeriformes; Motacillidae. The coding region runs from base 148 to 1845 and encodes 565 amino acids. The transcript is spliced from 3 exons.
AACAACACUACAUGUCUUCCUUAGGGUUGGGUCCCCAGCAGGAUUUAUUUCUGCGUCAAGGAAGAUUACAGUUAAUAGGAUUUGCUUCUUGGAGGCUGUUGGCGUGUUUGGUGCAAACCCCUGCACAGUGCUUUCUUAAAGGAGAAUAUGGACCCUGUCUGUCAUAUUUUUCUUCUUCUUCUGGCCUUCCACAAGAUAAACCCAUCUGUUUCAUCUUGCAUCACAGGAUGCUCUUGUUCUCAGGACGGCUUUGGAAGGAGUUUGCUCUGCAUGUCUGCACUGCUGAGGCAGAUCCCUUCAAACAUCCCUCAGGACAUCCGGAAAAUUAGAAUAGAAAAUUCUCACCUAACCGAACUGCCUCGUGGGUCUUUUGAGAACGUUAGUGCCUUGGAGUAUCUGUGGCUCAAUUUUAACAACAUCACAGUGAUGCACAUCAAGAGCCUGGAAUAUCUGCCAGCUCUGAAGGAGCUGCGCUUGCAAGGGAACAAAUUAAGUUCGGUGCCAUGGACAGCAUUUCAAGACACCCCAACUCUGAAAAUCCUGGAUCUGAAGCACAACCGGCUGGAUGUCCUUCCAGAACACGCACUCCGCUAUCUGCCCAACCUGACCUACUUAGAUCUAUCCUCAAAUCAGCUUACCAUCAUAUCCAGGGAUGUCUUCUACAACUGGCCUGUGUACCAGAGAAGCCAGCAGACGGAGGGGCCGCUAGAAGCUAUUUCCAAUGCCGUGCUGGCCCUCCAUGACAACCCCUGGAUUUGCGACUGUCGCCUGCGGGGAUUUGUCCAGUUUAUCAAGUCUGUGGGCCCACCCAUUAUCCUGAUGAAUUCCUAUUUAACUUGCUCAGGCCCAAAAUUCAGGACAGGGAAGUUUUUUCACGAAGUGGAGCUCAACAGCUGCACAAAGCCCCUGACCUCAGCCCUCGACACCAACCUGACAGUCCCAGCAGGGUUAAACGUCACCCUGACCUGCUUUGUGCAAGCCAGCCCUUCCCCAGCUGUCUGGUGGACCUAUGCACUCAAACUUUUAAGGGCAUUUAAUGUGUCCACGGAGCCCGUCAGCGAGGACACCGUCCGCUCGGAGCUGCUGAUCCCGGCGGCACGGCCAGCAGACGCCGGCAACUACACCUGCACAGCCGCAAACUUCUUGGGCAACACCUCGGUGGCCAUCAACCUCCGCGUGGUGGCCCCGUGGGCGUCCACCACGCCCCGCGGCUGGGCGCCCGUGGGCCCCGCGGAGCCGGGCGCUCACGUGGAGGUGCGCAUCGCCAAGCAGACGGUCUACGGCAUCACCCUGGAGUGGUUCGCGGCGGCGGCGGCGGCGGCGGAGCCGGGGGAGACCUGGUACACCCUCCUCGUGGGCCGCUACGACGCCGCCCAGAAGGACACCAUCUACAUCGGGCCCGGGGUCAACACGUACUCGGUGACCGACCUGCUGCCCGCCACCAAGUACGAGGUGUGCGUGGCCGUGCGCAACCAGGCUCCCCGCAAGGGCCAGUGCGUCGUCUUCGUCACGGGCAGCGACGUCAGCCAGAUGGAGCAGCGCGAGAAGCUCAUCCACAUCGUGGUCAUCGUGUGCGCCAUGGUGCUGGCCGUGCCGGCCGGCAUGUACGCCUGCACGGCCGAGGCGCUGCCCGGCUGCCUGGCCCGCUGCCCCAGCGCCUGCCCGCGCCGCCGCCGCGGGGGCCCGGCGCAGGCCGCGGGCAGCAAGGAGAGCACGCUGGACAGCCUGCCCGCCGGCAGCGAGGACGGGCUCUGCCGCACCGACGGCGGCGCACGGCGGCCUGCGGACCGCCCGGAGCCCGGCAAGGCCCGGCCGCCCCACAGGAACAGCGCCGACCUCUACUAGCCCGGCCCUGCCGCGCCGCGGCCCCCGCCGCACGCCGCCUCGGAGCCACGGGAAUGGAGGCGCCCGGGCUGCCCGGCCACAGGUGUGGGGGGAGCUGCGUCUCCGCAGCCCCGGGCUGUCCCUGCAGCACUGUCGUGGAGCAGCGCACGCUGACACACCAAGAAAACCAACACUAACAAAAACCAACCCCCGAACCGAGAGUAAUGCUUGUGGCCAAAGGCCAGAAGCGUCCCCUCACUCACCCACACAGGUGUGUCUUUAUUUAUGUGUGUCCGCAGCUCUGUCCAGUGCCAGGUGCCAGCCUCUCCUGUGUGCCAGCUCCUGGGACAGACAGGGGAGCUGGGCACGCCUGCCCUCACAGCCCGGCAACAACAAACAGUGGGGAGGAUUGGGUCAACAUGAUGAAGGGAUUUUAUUUUAGUUAGAGAAAAUAAUUUUUUUGAGCAGAGGUGUUGGUUUUGGGGGUAGUUUUUUUGUUUUGUUUUUUUUUCUUCUUUUUUUUCUUACUCCUCCUUAAGGUUUACGCAGCCCUAAGAGAUUCACAGCUUUGGUUGUACCACAAACAGGAGAAGUGCAAGUGCUUGAACCAGGCUAGUGGGACAAGUGGACAGGGGCAGAGAACAUCGUGGAGCAUGGGGUUGGGAGCUGAAGAUGCAAGCCAGGCACAUUCCCUGAAUGCAGACAGGUGUCUGCCUAUCCUGCUGCUUUGAAACCAAAGCUCGCCUCUUUGCUAGAGGGGAAAAAAGCCCAAAGAUGCAUGUAAAAGCAACUGUCUCCUGCUUGUGAAGCAGCUCACUGCUGUGAUUCUCAGAGGUCUGAGGACAUGUGACUUACUAUUUUUCUUUUUUUGACCUCUUGUUUUCCAACCGAAACAUGUGGCCCAUAGACCCACAGCACUUGUUAGAUGUGUUACAGAUCGUCUCAAAAAGAAAAAUCUAGAGUAGACACCCCAGCUGUUGUGAGCUUCAUGCUGUGGUAGCUUGGCUUUCUAAUUGUAUUUUGGUUUUUGUUGUGUGUUUUCCAUGCUGUCUCUCCUCAGGCCCUAUGAUUACUCCCCCAGCAUCUCCUUCUGCUGUACCGUACUGCACAGCUUUUGAACAGAGCUCUGUUUUGUCAUUGCUGACUCUCGUUGUUAAUACUUCACAGGACUUCCUAGUCUUGUCAGUCUUUUAGUGUCAAAGCAAUAAACGUGACCGGUUUUCAGAAUACA